Molecule: messenger RNA, 1970 nt
Organism: Drosophila willistoni
Lineage: Eukaryota; Metazoa; Arthropoda; Insecta; Diptera; Drosophilidae
Gene: ppk26
Product: pickpocket protein 28
Exons: 6
Coding region: 7-1830 (607 amino acids)
Biological process (GO): sodium ion transmembrane transport
Cellular component (GO): membrane
Molecular function (GO): ligand-gated sodium channel activity
Source: RefSeq, a predicted model, not a curated record
UACCGCAUGUCGAACAAUAGCACACUACAACGUACGCCCAGCCAUGAUCUGGACAAGCCGGACAAGAAUCCAAUUGCCGGUGUCGGUGCCGGAAUCGCUUCGAGUGCCAAUCAAUGGAAACGGGCCGCAUUGAUGUCCCGUACAGCUUCCGCAUUUAGGGAGACCAUAUCGGAUGAUAGCGAAGAGGAGGUCGAUACCAAGCAGCAAAUCAAAUACGGCAGCGGAUUUCAGGCAGCCAAAGCCAUUGUUCAUGAGUAUUGUGACUAUACAACGAUUCAUGGCAUACGAUAUCUGGGCGAAAAGAAGCGCCCAAUAUUGGAACGUCUAUUCUGGAUCUGUGUCCUGAUUGUCUCAAUUGUCACCUGUUGCAAGCUGACAUUAAACAUUUGGGACAAGUGGAAUAACAAUCCGGUGAUUGUCAGUUUUGCCGAGAAAUCAACGCCAGUCUGGCAGAUACCCUUCCCCGCUGUCACCGUCUGUGCCGAGACCAAGUCACGACGCAAUCUAUUCAAUUAUACGGAUUCGUAUCAUCAAAUACGCGAUUUUCGUAACAAUGUGACCGAUGUAAAGGAAUUACCUGAAAGAAAGAAGGAUAUUUAUGGUGCCAUAAGCCAAGUGUGUGAUGCUCAUUUGCAUGACAUUGAAUUCGGGCAAAAGAUACGAAAGGGCAUCGAGAUAAUCGAUGCAUUAAGUGAGGUCUCACCUUUAUUUGACAACACCUAUCUGAAUUGCAAGUGGCGCAAUAUGCCCAUCAAAUGCAAUGAUAUCUUUCAUAAAUUUGUCACCGAGGAUGGCGUUUGCUAUAGCUUCAAUUCAUUGAGCCCUGCAGAGAUAUAUAGGGCCGAGGGCAUUAUACCCGAUUUUAUAUUCCGCGAAGAGAAUCGUUUGUCAAUGGAUUGGAAUGUAGAGGAUGGUUAUAGUGCCAGUGCCGAUACAGACACCUAUCCAAAUCGUGUUUUAGGUCCUGGAGCCAAAGCAGGACUCUAUUUGUUUAUGGGCGGCAUGGAGUUGGACUUUGAUGAUCUAUGUCGUGGACCCGUUCAGGGUUUUAAAAUUCUACUCCAUACUCCUGGCGAUGUGGCUCAAGUGUCAAAGCAAUACUUUCGCAUACCCUUCGAUCAGGAAGUACUCAUCUCUAUACGCCCCAAAAUUAUCACCACUUCGGAUGGCUUGAAGCACUACGAGCCGCAUAGACGUCAAUGUUAUUUCCAAAAGGAGCGUGAUUUGCGUUAUUUCAAUAUUUACUCUCAAAGCAAUUGUGAAUUGGAAUGUCUGGCCAAUUUUACCUAUACCAGAUGCGGUUGUGUCAAGUUCUCCAUGCCUCGUAAUGUCAAUAUGCCCGUUUGUGGAGCAGCCAACAUUAAAUGCUACAACGAAGCCGAGGAUGAACUUCUGCUCAGAGAGUUUAUGCAGGGAUUGCAAUCCAGUGGUGAAAAUACUCGUGGUCAUACCGAAUGCAAUUGUCUGCCCUCGUGCACUUCUAUUGCCUAUGAAGCGGAAAUAUCUCAGGCUGAUUUUGACUACAAGACAGUAGCGAAUGCUGAUGGACCCGAAGGCAUGGAGAAGGAGACCAAAAGAGAUGGCAUGAAGAUGUCACGUGUAUCAAUCUUCUUUAAGGAGGCUCAGUUUUUAACCUCAAGACGAUCCGAACUUUAUGGUACAACCGAUUUUCUUGCCAACUGUGGCGGUCUAUUGGGUCUAUUUAUGGGAGUCUCAGCAUUGAGCAUUGUGGAAUUGAUUUACUUUUGUACAGUGCGUUUAAUAUCGAAUUUACUUAUGAGGCACAAGACCCGCAUGGAAUUGUUGCAUGCACCCAAUAAGGAGGCCUAAGCAACAAUAGAAAGCCAACGGGCACAGCAAACUGCAGCUGAUAUCACAUUCGCAUUCUCAUUCUCUCAUUUAGAGCGUUAAAUGUUAAAUGUGCAAACAAUGAAAAUAAAGUUGUAUUUAGCAGCAGAAGCAGCAGCAGC